Molecule: messenger RNA, 768 nt
Organism: Botrytis deweyae
Lineage: Eukaryota; Fungi; Ascomycota; Leotiomycetes; Helotiales; Sclerotiniaceae
Exons: 2
Coding region: 1-768 (255 amino acids)
Source: RefSeq, a predicted model, not a curated record
AUGGCUCACCAAUACCAUACUAGCUUCCUUUUCAAUGUCAAUGAGCUUUAUGUUAAUGAGGAUCCCGAGAACGGAGGUAGACCUCCGAGGGUAAACGAGAAUGGACGAUGGGUGCCACCCGUCUAUAGAGAUGGUUUCUUACCUCAGACUCCCGGGCGAAUGUUUAGAUGGAACAACGGACAUAUCGAAUAUGCUGGGGCCAAUUACCAAUGGUUUGGCGGGCAAGGUUUGACCUACCCGAACAACGAAACGCUUCAACAUUACAGUAGUACAACUUUGUUUUGGUGUAAUGAAUUUACGCAGUUUCAAAUGAUGGAAGCGGAUGCAACAACGAUAGACAUCGCAACUUCAGAUUUCCCAUACAACAGAUGGUAUCCCCUGACUUUUCGAUACGAAAGAACACUUUCAAGGGUAUCUGCUUCUGUGGAGGAGCAAUAUCUUGCUGGGAGAGACGGGGCUUGGAUUGCUCAGCUUGGGCUUCAGGCCUACCGCAAUCGUAGGAACCGACCAACGGAAGGACUCGCUGGCAAUCUUGCUACCAUUGUGGCAUUGGUGGCAUUCUCUUGCACUGAUGAUGACACUCUAUACAAUGUUCUAAUCAAUAAUCUUGCAUGGCGAGGGCAGUUAAGGGUUUACGAUGCAGAACAUGGAAGACGUCCUGAGAGAGGAGUAGUGAGCAACAUCUACCUAGACCCAGAGAAUCCGAAUGGCUCUACAUAUGAUGCGCUCCGUCAUCUCGAAUGGACGGACGGACCCAUUGUUUACUAA